Messenger RNA from Aspergillus japonicus CBS 114.51, 894 nucleotides. RefSeq names its product FabD/lysophospholipase-like protein. The coding region runs from base 1 to 894 and encodes 297 amino acids. Gene Ontology annotation, cellular component: membrane. The transcript has 5 exons. The record is from RefSeq and is a predicted model, not a curated record. NCBI's taxonomy places the organism in Eukaryota, Fungi, Ascomycota, Eurotiomycetes, Eurotiales, Aspergillaceae. Gene Ontology annotation, biological process: arachidonate metabolic process.
AUGUCACGCCCCAGUUUACACGCGGAAAAGAAUUGCCUUUCGCUUGAUGGGGGCGGUGUGCGCAGCCUCUCCUCUCUCCUCAUCCUCGAGGAAAUAGUGCGUCAAUAUAACAUUACGAAAGGGCUCGCUGCAGAUGGCCAGCCGCCAGGCGAUGUAUUUCAUGUCGCUUUUGGAACCAGCGGCGGAGGCCUAAGCGCAUUGAUGGUCAAGAAAUAUGGCAUGACCAUGCAGGCAUGCAUCAACAACCUCCGUGGUGUUUCAAACACUGUGUUCCGACGACGUACAAUUCUACCAAGUUUCGAACCAAGUGCCCUUACCAGCCUUUUCGUUGGAUCGCGGUUCAGUCAGGGACUGCUUCGGCAACAAAUCCAGCUGAUCACAGGCACCCUUAUGCAGAUGCAGAACCCUACUCAUUGCAACUGCUACGUGGUUUGCCGCCGUUCGGACAGUCUUGGACUCAUCACCAACAACCUCCCUGUGUGCUUUGCCUGUUUCGCAAACGGACAAGCCAAUCGCCUUGUCUGGGAAGCAGCCCUAGCCACCAGCGCUGCACCCACCUACUUUCCUCCCGCCGAGCUUGGUCCACUGGACUAUUAUGUGGACGGUGGCUUGGGCUUCAAUAACCCCAUCCUGACGUUUCUGGAUCAGAGAUCGUCCAUGGGCAUCGGAGACACCACACGCAUCUGCAUUAUAAGUAUUGGAACCGGAGAACCAGCCCCGGCUCAGAUGGGGACGGCACGGAAUAGUUGGUGGCGGUUCUGGAACAGGUUCACCCUGGUGAACUUGUUUCGAAACAUCAUUGCACUCGCGACGGACACGCAGAAUACCCACCUUUUUUUCGAGCAAGUCUCACGGCUGUUACCGAAGCUGUCGUACUUCAGACUCAAGCAAUGA